CUGGGCUCCAAUCCUGAUCAGUAUAGCCUGCCUUGCGUCGUUGAUCGGUUGUUGUGUCUGCUGUUGGUGCUGCUGCUGUCGUUCUGGUACCAGGGUCGGUGGUACUGUGGUUAUGUCUCCAGCUAAUCCAGGUGUGACGGUUGUUAAUACUACAAAUACGAUAUCAAAUCAAGCUCAACCAAUGCCAAACAUGGCGGCCGACCCUUACCAUACGGGGUACAAUCAGGGACAGAAACUAACCUACUAGCUUCAACGCGACCAGAUACAGAAACAGCCACUUAAUAGUCCUAAAGCGAUCAGGAACAAAAAUCAUAAGAAAUCGUAUUUCUUGGUGUUCGUUUUGAUUUUAUUUUGAUUUUUGGUAUUUGUUUUUUUUUUUUUUUUUUUUUUUUGUCAUAUCAAAAUAAAAGCUUUUUACUAUUUAAA
Messenger RNA from Pecten maximus, 426 nucleotides. RefSeq lists its product as uncharacterized. The record is from RefSeq and is a predicted model, not a curated record. Lineage: Eukaryota; Metazoa; Mollusca; Bivalvia; Pectinida; Pectinidae.